AUGGUCCCUCAGGCCUAUGGUCCCUCAGGCCUAUGUUCCCUCAGCCCUAUGGUCCCUCAGGCCUAUGUUCCCUCAGGCCUAUGGUCCCUCAGCCCUAUGGUCCCUCAGGCCUAUGUUCCCUCAGGCCUAUGGUCCCUCAGGCCUAUGUUCCCUCAGGCCUAUGUUCCCUCAGGCCUAUGGUCCCUCAGCCCUAUGGACCCUCAACCCUAUGGUCCCUCAACCCUAUGGUCCCUCAACCCUAUGGUCCCUCAACCCUAUGGUCCCUCAGGCCUAUGGUCCCUCAAGCCUAUGUUCCCUCAGCCCUAUGGUCCCUCAGCCCUAUGGUCCCUCAACCCUAUGGUCCCUCAGGCCUAUGGUCCCUCAGCCCUAUGGACCCUCAGCCCUAUGGACCCUCAGCCCUAUGGUCCCUCAGCCCUAUGGUCCCUCACCCUAUGGACCCUCAGCCCUAUGGACCCUCAGCCCUAUGGUCCCUCAACCCUAUGGACCCUCAGCCCUAUGGACCCUCAGGCCUAUGGACCCUCAGCCCUAUGGACCCUCAACCCUAUGGUCCCUCAGGCCUAUGGUCCCUCAGCCCUAUGGUCCCUCAGGCCUAUGGUCCCUCAGCCCUAUGGUCCCUCAGCCCUAUGGUCCCUCAGCCCUAUGGUCCCUCAGGCCUAUGGUCCCUCAGGCCUAUGGUCCCUCAGUCCUAUGGUCCCUCAGGCCUAUGGUCCCUCAGGCCUAUGGUCCCUCAGUCCUAUGGUCCCUCAGCCCUAUGGCCCCUCAGGCCUACAAUCCCCCAGCAUCAGGCCCUUCUAUAUUGCACAUAAUGUGUUGUUUCACUCAUGA
Labrus bergylta (ballan wrasse) is the source of this 825-nucleotide messenger RNA. Lineage: Eukaryota; Metazoa; Chordata; Actinopteri; Labriformes; Labridae. The record is from RefSeq and is a predicted model, not a curated record.